UCGAAUUCGGCUUUGACCACAUGAGAAAGAAAGGAGGAAAAGAGAUGAGAGGUGGCUUCCAGCAGUGCUUCCACAAAAGGCAGGAGUGUAAGACGGGCUGGUCGAAAGGAUUCAACUGUCACCUUUGACAACAUCACCAUCGCAAUGACAGACUCGGCUCUUCCGCUCCUGUGCGUCCUUGGGCUCCUUUCGCUGUCCACCGCUUGCUAUAUCCAAAAUUGUCCGAGAGGAGGGAAGCGCUCUUUCCCGGAUCCCGUCUCCAGACAGUGUAUGACAUGCGGUCCAGGGGACAGGGGUCGAUGCUUUGGCCCGAGUAUCUGCUGUGGUGAAGACAUAGGCUGUCUUCUGGGCUCCCCCGAGACAGCUAACUGUUUGGAAGAGGACUACCUGCCCUCCCCGUGUGAAGCCGGCGGGAAGGUAUGCGGCUCGGAUGAGGGGCGCUGUGCCGCUCCGGGGGUCUGCUGUGAUUCAGAGGGCUGUGUGCUGGACCCUGACUGCACGGACGAUAAUAAAUUUCGAGCCCUAGCAGAGCAGAAAAGCACUCUGAUGGACACGUCUCCUGGAAAGCUGCUCCUGCAGAUUCUCCACCCAGGAAGCAGAGCACGGACCCAAUUCUGAUCCGUCUCCCAAUCAGAACCGAGAUUAACACCAGUGCCUGAUCAAAAAGCUUAAUCACACACCAGCCUAACACUCACACUCUCUCUCUCUCUCACACACACACAGGUAUUCAGCAAAACAGAGAGUUUGUUCAACAUGUCUGAGUAAAUGAAUGUCUAUAUGAAUGUAUUUUCACAACAGACACGUACGCACUGUGGUGACCACACUCACACGCAAACACACACACACACACACACACAAUCAUUUGAUGGGAGAAGUAAAUUCUGUUCACUCUGUAUGUUUGGUGUAUGCUGCAUUGACGUGUGGAGGAGCAGAAUGUUGUGGUUUAAACUGUACUGACUGAAAUAUGCAUUGUACAGUCCACCAUCUACGACAGGAGUG
Messenger RNA from Chanos chanos (milkfish), 999 nucleotides. RefSeq names its product vasotocin-neurophysin VT 1-like. The transcript is spliced from 4 exons. The record is from RefSeq and is a predicted model, not a curated record. Gene Ontology annotation, molecular function: neurohypophyseal hormone activity. Bases 145 to 618 code for a protein of 157 amino acids. Gene Ontology annotation, cellular component: extracellular region; secretory granule. Lineage: Eukaryota; Metazoa; Chordata; Actinopteri; Gonorynchiformes; Chanidae.